GGCGCAGAGUGGACGCGGCGCGGCUUAAAUCAUCUGACGUGUUUUGCGCAUUUCCUGAACUGGCGCUCGAGCGCAGGGAGGGAGAGAGAGAGAGACGGAGAGGGUGAACAGGGAGGAAGGCUGCAGCGCAAAAGACUACAUGAGCGUGUAGCUCAAAUGGUUUCGCCUUCUCAAAUCAACAAAGAAAAGAAGCGGGUAAAUAUCUCGGCAAGUGGAUGGCAAUAGUCUCCGCGCGGAUCGGCAGCACACUGGGAGGAGGAAUCCCAAACGCCUCUCCCACUCAACGCCUAUUGGAAAACCAAUAGUACAAGACGAGCUCCGCUGAAAACCAUCACAUUUGGGCUAUCUUCCUCAUUGCUAUUACCGAUAUUCAGUCUAUCGGACUCUCGUUUCUCUCACUCAGCGCUAUUCCAGACGUAGGGAAUUGGAUUGUUUACGUAUGCUUCCCAUUACGUGGAAAGACGGACCGUAAACAAAAACAGGAGCCUCUGGCUUUGCAUAUCGCGUUUUUGCAUCCUAUUUGAUUGUUCUGCUCAAAUGAGAGAAUCACGUUGAUCCGUCUAGUGGUUUGGGGGAUUAAAUCAUCACCGCAUCCAUCUAUACAUGCAUGUAUACUGAUGACGUGAUGACAUCUACGGGUAUAGCGACCCCCUGAAUCAAAACCUGCUUUUGAAGCCGUCUGUUUUCUCAAAGAAGCCAGCUGCAUCUCGACUGAGCGUCAUCAUGGUGGUUUUUAAUGGAGUGUUGAAGAUCAAGGUUUGUGAAGCUCUGGAUCUGAAACCCACCGCAUGGUCUCUCCGGCACGCUGUGGGUCCGAAGACCCAGACCUUCCUCCUGGACACGUAUAUCGCCCUCAAUGUGGAUGAUUCCCGAGUGGGACAAACUUCUACCAAGCAGAAGACUAACAGUCCGGCUUGGAAUGAUGAGUUCGUAACAGAGGUUUAUGAUGGGAAGAAAAUCGAACUUUCUGUCUUUCACGAUGCACCCAUCGGUUAUGAUGACUUUGUGGCCAACUGCACUAUACAGUUUGAAGACCUGCUGCAGAAUGGUAGUAGGCACUUUGAAGAUUGGAUUGACCUGGAGCCUGAGGGUAAGGUGUACGUCAUCAUCGAUCUGUCAGGAUCCUCCUGCGAAGCAGCAGCAUCAUCCAAUGAAAAUGAGGAGAGGGUGUUUCGUGAGCGGAUGCGUCCCCGAAAGCGCCAGGGGGCCGUCAGGAGGAGAGUCCAUCAGGUCAACGGGCACAAGUUCAUGGCCACCUACCUGAGACAACCUACCUACUGCUCCCACUGCAGAGAUUUCAUCUGGGGUGUGUUGGGGAAACAGGGGUAUCAGUGUCAGGUUUGUACCUGUGUGGUCCAUAAGAGAUGCCAUGAACUCAUAAUAACAAAAUGUGCUGGCAUGAAGAAACAAGAAGACACUCCUGAAGAGGUCGGCUCUCAGCGCUUCAGUGUAAACAUUCCACACAUGUUCAGCAUUCACAAUUACAAAGUCCCAACCUUCUGCGACCACUGCGGCUCUUUACUAUGGGGUCUGAUGAGGCAAGGCCUGCAGUGCAAAGCCUGUAAAAUGAAUGUCCAUCGGCGUUGUGAAAGUAAUGUAGCUCCUAGCUGUGGUGUCGAUGCCCGAAAAAUCGCUAAAGUGCUUUCUGAUCUCGGGGUGACGCCAGAUAAAAUCUCCAACAGUACCCAACGCAGGAAAAAGUUGACUCCAGGGCAGGACCCUCAGCAAUCCACAACAGAAGCCCCUUCAUCAGAAGAGUCUGACCGGUGCAAAUCAGCUCCAACCUCACCUUGCGACCAGGCAGAGCUUGCAGAACUGGAGAGUAUCCGUAAGGCCCUUUCUUUCGGUCAGGAGCACAAGUCUUCCUCCUCUUCCUCGUGCAGUGGUGUUCAGAGCACAGAAAUUGAGGGCCGGGAGAAUGGAGACCUAAAAACCGUCCAGACUAAGAGGAUGAGCCUCACUGACUUCUCAUUCAUCAAAGUGUUGGGCAAAGGCAGCUUCGGGAAGGUGAUGCUGGCUGAGUUGAAAGGCACAGAUGAAGUUUACGCUGUGAAAGUUUUGAAGAAAGAUGUCAUCCUUCAAGACGAUGAUGUUGACUGCACUUUGACUGAGAAACGCAUUCUGGCCCUGGCUAGAAAGCAUCCCUAUCUAACCCAACUUUUCUGCUGCUUCCAGACAAAGGAUCGCUUGUUCUUUGUUAUGGAGUAUGUGAACGGAGGAGACCUGAUGUUUCAGAUCCAGCGCUCACGGAAGUUCGAUGAAGCUCGCUCUCGUUUUUAUGCAGCUGAGGUCACUUCAGCACUGAUGUUUCUGCAUCAGCACGGCGUCAUAUACAGAGAUCUAAAGCUAGAUAACAUUCUGUUGGAUGCUGAAGGACAUUGUAAACUGGCCGACUUUGGCAUGUGCAAGGAGGGUAUUUUGAACGGGGUCACGACCACCACCUUCUGCGGGACACCGGAUUACAUCGCUCCUGAGAUCCUGCAGGAGUUGGAGUACGGCCCAUCAGUGGACUGGUGGGCUCUGGGUGUUCUGAUGUACGAGAUGAUGGCCGGUCAGCCUCCGUUUGAAGCCGACAAUGAGGAUGAUCUGUUCGAGUCCAUCCUCCACGAUGACGUCCUUUAUCCCGUGUGGCUGAGUAAAGAAGCUGUCAGCAUCCUGAAAGCUUUCAUGACGAAGAAUCCCAGUAAGCGUCUGGGCUGUGUAGUGACCCAGGGGCUGGAAGAGGCCAUUAAAGUCCACCCAUUCUUCAGAGAGAUCGACUGGGUCCAGCUGGAACAGAGGAGGAUCAAGCCCCCCUUUAAACCUCGCAUUAAAACCAAGCGCGACGUGAAUAACUUCGACCAGGACUUCACUCGCGAGGAUCCUGUUCUCACACCAGUAGACGACGCCAUCAUCAAACAGAUCAACCAGGAGGAAUUCAAGGGCUUCUCGUACUUCGGAGAGGAGGCUUUGUCUUAAACCCCAACCUAGAAUCUAUCAGCUCAAAUAUAUAUCAAACACACCCACAAAAAAACACUUGAUGCAUCGCAAUACAUGAAUACACUCUCCUCGGACCAGACCAGAUCAGAAAGCCAGUCCCUUGUGAUUCAGUUUUCUUUUACUGCUGUUUUUAGUCGUUUAGUCUUCUUUACAUCUCAAAAAAAAAAUAAAUAAAUAAUGGAUUUCAUCCCAGGCCUCAACAACCAAUCAGAAACAAAACGAAUGUUCUACAGAGCCCAAGAAAGAAGGGUCGGAACGCGCUACCUUAAACCAAAAUUUGACGAUACCAAUGAUUGUACCAUUUCGGAUACUUUUAAAUGAAAGGUUGUGUGCCCUUGAGGAAGAAUCGACCCUGCAUACGUGACAAUAAGACAUGUGCUGUGCAUUCAAAUGCCUUCUUGUGUAUUCAGGUGACAUUUCGGGAGCAAUUUUAUAAGAUAAACAGAGACAUUUGUAGUAUAUAUAUAUAUAUAUAUAUAUAUAUAUAUAUAUAUAUAUAUAUAUAAAUAUAUAUAUAUAAAUAUAUUCCAUCACAGUGUUAUGAGAGUUCAUUAGGAAUGGUAACCUGCUGUAUAUGGGUUGUGUCGGCCUGAGUAGGUGUGUGUGUGUGUGUGUGUGUGUGUGUGCAUGUGUUUGCAUGAAUGAGAGCGAGAGGCCCUUGCCCUCCUGAAGCUCUACGGUUGUUUUCAUGUUGUUUCGCAACGGCUUUUCAUUUGCGCUCGAGUGUGUAACGUGCGUGUGUGUUUUUGCCGUGUGCCGCCGCUAUGCACAAAAAAGGUGUAGCUGUGGCGAGGAAAGACAAGCACUUGUUGCUGUCAGGUCAUUUUGUACAGAACAUGUACAUAGUAUUCGCUCCAAAAAGCCUGUGAACGCUUCUUAGGGUAGGCAAUUGUUUGCAUGGUCUUGCGAAACGUGUCGUUAUUGAGUAGCAUCAGUUUACGGAAAGAUUUUAUGAUUAUUUUUUUUAUAUAUAUCUAUGUGCAAUACCCUGAACACAUUUCUCCCCCUCAUAUUAUUAUUAUUAUUAUUAUUAUGAUUAUUUCCUUCUAUUUUGUGUGUGUUUUAUAGGUUAGAGCUUCACCAAAGGCUUUCUCGCUCUCGGUUUCAUGCUCCUCUCUGCCGUUCUCGUGUAUAUAGUUUGCUGAAAGUACAUAAGCUGUGGAAUGUAGUGGAAAACAUGCGUGAGCUUUUAAUUUAUUCGAUAUACAUGUAGCUACGCUUCCCUUUUUUUGUGUCAACGCGUCUUCUUGUGUUACUUUAUUUCAGCCUUCUCUUUUGUGAACCCCCUUGUAGUUGAAUUAUUGACUCGUGCAAUGUGAAAGACUUUAAAGGACGAGGUGGACUAAACAAAAAGGGUACAUUUCAGGCGUACUAAUUAAAACCUUCUGGAAUGUGAUGACUUUUGCUUUAGCGAUUUGAGGAUUUCUUUUUGUCUUACUUUUUUUUUUUCUCUCUCCAAGUUGUUCCACUGCUUUUUCUUUUUAAACCGUGUCUGUGGGUUGAUCAUGGUAGCUAGGUCAAUGAUCUUCUUUGAAGCCUUUUCUCUCGCAGGCACCUUCCUGUCUGUCGCCCUCACUGUAUUAUGCCAAACGUCUCGUUCAGCUUUAUUUUCUCCGUCGUUUCCUCUUUUUUUUUUAACUGUAAAGGAAUGAACUUGAUAUAUACUGUAGGACGCAUCCAUGGUCUGUCUUCAAAGUCAAAACAGAGUAAAUAAACUAAGAAUUACCUCUUAAAUGAAGUGCAAAGAUUUCUCUUGCUGAAUAUUGAAUAUUUGCGCAUACAGUAUUAAAAUACAUAAAUGUUUCAUAUGUAUGAUAGUGCUGUAUUAUAUACAUCUGGUAUUGGACUUUAGUUUCUGUGUGGUGAAGCUUCAUGUGCACAGAGGUAUUUCUUUUUUCUGGAUACACUAAGCGUUAUCUCAUUGUAAGCAUUUUACUAUGUGCCAAAUGUACUGUCAUCUACAGGAUGUGAAUGUUUUGUUUAACCUAUUAAACCCUAAGAUGUAUGAAAAAUGA
This is a messenger RNA of Danio rerio (zebrafish), 4994 nucleotides long. The record is from RefSeq and is a predicted model, not a curated record. NCBI's taxonomy places the organism in Eukaryota, Metazoa, Chordata, Actinopteri, Cypriniformes, Danionidae.